Molecule: messenger RNA, 4918 nt
Organism: Drosophila ficusphila
Lineage: Eukaryota; Metazoa; Arthropoda; Insecta; Diptera; Drosophilidae
Gene: rho-5
Product: inactive rhomboid protein 1
Biological process (GO): regulation of protein secretion; regulation of epidermal growth factor receptor signaling pathway
Cellular component (GO): endoplasmic reticulum membrane
Molecular function (GO): serine-type endopeptidase activity
Source: RefSeq, a predicted model, not a curated record
CUGGGUGUUCGGAAAAAAUGAUUAAAAACAUAAUGUUUAAAAAUAAAAAAUACCCUAGUUAGGAUAAGUUCCCGCAAUCAGCAGUAGGACAUUUUCUGCCAUCUCAAACAAGUGAAAAUCGGACAUGCGCAUGGAAACGAGAAAAAUUAUUCGAAUGGUUUGCACUUUUUCGACAAGUGUGCUGUGUACAUAUGCAUUAGUGGUUAUAAAAUUAUUAGAAAAAAUGGAAUUAACAAUUUGAGAAUUUAGAAAUUUAAAUGAAAAACAAAUACAAUAAAUAACAUAAAAAACAGUAAGCUAAAAUCGAAAACUGAGAGACAAUGUUCUUUUGUACUUUUUGUUAUGAAGGUGUAUGUGAAAAAUCGAUAAAGGAAUUUUCGGUCUGUAAACAGGCUUAAUAAAAAUAAAGAUGAAGUGAAAAACCAGUAAAUUGCAUUUAUACAUUUAAUCCAUUCGAACCUUUAAAAAUCGAAAAACACCAAUUCUUCGAUUAUGAGUUCGAAUGGAAGUGAUUUGGGGCACAAUAACCGGCGAAAUGAAAAGGGUAAUCAGGACAAUGUUCACGCCUCGAUGCGUGGGAACGGCAGCAUGAGUUCCACACGUAGGAAAUCUAUUAACUUCCAGAAUCAGUUACAAUUGGCACUUGAAUCGAAUGAGUGCGAUGUGAUGUACUGCAGCCUGUCUUCGGGACGUUUUCGCACUCCGAAUGGCGAGAAUUACCCGCCACAUGCGGGCAAGCUAAAGCUAUCGCCGCUAGAAAAAUACGAUGAUGCGAACAGGGGCGUGCCGCCGCCCUCGCCGGCUCCAAAUAGCGAUUGUUUUGCCACCUGUGUGGCCAAUCAGCUACCUUCCCAGUCAUGCAGCGUGGGGUCCGUCAAGCCGGAUACUUCGGCCGUUCUGCAGAAGCACGGAAUUGGUGGGAGUGGAAGGGGAAACGGAAUGAGUGGGAGUGUAAUACCCGGAGGUGGUAUGGGUGGAAAUGGAAAUUACCAUCAGCGUGGGGUUUCCCCAAAUUCGAGAUAUCGCUUGGAGCGAUAUCGCGAAUCGCAGCCAACUGCCCAGACAAAGAUGAUCGACACAAUGGGUGGACUACCCUCAACCGUGCCCUCUGUCUCCAAUACCCGACUCCUGCUGCCUUCCAACGUACCCUUGCCACUCUCGCAGUGCGAGAACUACAACGCCUACUUGGGAUCCACGGUGCACACGCCGGUCAAGCGCUAUGUGCCCACUCCGCCGCCGGCCAUGGAACUCUACUCGGACCUGAGUAUCUCAUCCUCGCCGGCGGGCAAUCUACCCACUCCCGCGGCCGUUGCCACAUCGUCUUCGGCGGUGCAGUCACAGUACGCCAACAUGCCCUACAACUAUCGCUCCAAGUGCUGCCACAGUGAAGCCUCGCACGGCAGCCUCAGUCGCACAUCGCAGACCUACGCCAGCUGCUCACCGGCCUGCACCUCGCCCUCGCCGGCUCCUUCCACCAGCAUGUCGAUGGUCUUCUCGGCCGCCAGCUCCUGUUCGCCCAUCAUAACGGCCACCAGCUCAUCGAGGUCGGGAAACCACCGGGGCGAUGAUAGCGAUUCUGUUAUUGUGGUGGCUAACGGCGGCGGUUCUAUUGCUCAGAUCGAAGUGGACAACUCGUCGGGAACGUGUCUGCACUGCAAUACAGUGCGCCGCACCACGGGAGUUCAUCAGACCACACAGACCACGGGUCCCAUUAGUCCGGUUCCCAUAUCCCUGCCCGUGCCCAUGCCAAUGCCGGUCAUCUCGGGUCUGAACGAGCAGAUACCCAACCAGAAUCUCGAGUCGAGCAUGGUGUCUGUGCAGGCGAAGCGCCUUGAAGGGCCAUCCAAUGGCGGCAAUAUGGCCGUGCCACCUGGAUCGAACCAACACCAGAUGUACCGCAGUCAGAUGGCCAGCAAUCCGCGAAUGCAGCACAUGCACCACCAGACGCAGCAGCACCAGUCGCUCCAGGUGCUUCCGCAACCACAGACGCACCACUUGUCCUGCAAGAAGCGGAUUGGCAUCUACAUGAAGCGCACCACCUCUCAGUUCUUCGGCGUAGAGCCGAGUACGGAAGCGGCGGAUUGUGUGCUGUGGCAAGGACGUCAUCGUCGUCUGGCAAUACGCUGCUUUGGGAUGUUUGACACCGAGCUGGAGUACCACAUGCAGCAGGCAAUCGGUGGAGGAAACGAGGAUGUGGUGCAGGGCAAUGCCUCGAACAGCAACUAUGCCCCGGAUCGACCGGAUAUCCUGCCCGUUCAGGAUGCCAUAGGCAUGGAUAUGAAUCUAUCUGGCGAUAGUAGGAGGCAAAAGUGCUACACCAAUCGGGACUUCCUGGCCGGGGAGUUCGUGGAGCGCAAGGCAUCGGUGGGGUAUAUGUUCGUGGCCAUGGUUAGCUACUUGGUGCACAUGUUCAACAAGCGGAGGCCCAUUCAGAUGCACAGGGUGCGUUGUCCCUGGCAGUGGUCCCGCAGCUUUGCCCCUCUACACGUCACAUCGCACAAUAGUCAGCAGGCGGACGGAGACGGGUGCUUAACGGACGGCCUGGAGGCCAUUAUCGAUGACGAGGUGUUCUUCGACAGUCCCUGCGAGAUCACCACCACGUCGGUGAACGACGAGAGCUCCGAGAUAGGCCGGCAGACCGCAAAGCCACGUCCUUGUGCGGAUGCUUCGGGCGUGGGCGUCAGUGUCUACAUGGCGGAGAGGCAGCAGAAUGGCUGGAGAACAUCGGCGUUGAAUAGUGGCGGCAAUGCCAGCAGUGAUAUCAACCUAACCGGCGAUCAAGCUUCGCAUUUGACCGGUGCGGCCCACAUUCCGCUCUGCAGUUCGGUUUCCAGCCAAAUGCAACCCGCAAUGCGAAGCUCACACUCCACCACUUCCACCUGCAAUCGGGGCAACCGAAUUACUGCCCAACUGCUCGACGGAGUGCUUGAGAACUCCAGACGUCCGCCGCUGCGUUGCAUCAAGUACUUCUCGGUUAACGACCUGGACGAUCGUACCGAUCAUCGACCCUUUUUCACCUACUGGAUCAACACGGUGCAGGUGGUGGUGCUCAUCUUGUCGAUCAUCUGCUACGGCAUCGCUCCCAUUGGAAUCGGAUCGGAGCAAAAGACCGGACAGGUGUUGGUGACCAGCCUCAGUCUGCAGACGGUGCAGCAUGUUGAGCAGCGGAACCUCUGGAUCGGACCGAGAAACAUUGACCUGGUGCACAUGGGAGCCAAGUUCGCUGCCUGCAUGCGACGCGACAUCAAGAUUACCGAGGUGGUUACAAAGACGAGGCGACACGAAAGGGAAACGGCCUGCUGCAUUCGCAACGACGACUCUGGCUGCGUUCAGAGCUCUCAGGCGGAGUGCUCUAUCCGAGGACUCUACCCAACGAAAUCAAUUUCGACCUGGAAGAAAUGGUCCCCCAGUGAGUCCGGACCAGGUGGGAGAAUUUCUGGAUCAGUGUGCGGCUUAGACCCAAAGUUUUGCGAUGCCCCGGCAUCAAUAGCUCCCUACGAGUGGCCCGACGACAUCACCAAGUGGCCGAUCUGCCGCAAAACCAACUCGUUUACCCAACGAUAUCGGUACAAGGAUCACACUUCGGAGCAUAUGGUGUGCGAGGUGAUAGGCCAUCCGUGCUGCACGGGCUUGUAUGGAGAGUGUCGGAUAACGACCCGCGAGUACUGUGACUUUAUAAAGGGAUACUUCCAUGAGGAAGCUUCGUUGUGCUCACAGAUAUCGUGCCUCAACAAUGUGUGCGGAAUGUUCCCCUUCAUUUCUGUGGAGACUCCGGAUCAGCUGUACCGCCUGUUGACCUCGCUCUGUAUGCACGCCGGCAUUCUGCAUCUGGCCAUUACGCUUAUUUUCCAGCACUUAUUUCUGGCCGACUUGGAGAGGUUGAUCGGAACCGUUCGCACAGCUAUUGUCUACAUAAUGUCGGGCUUUGCUGGAAACUUAACGAGUGCCAUACUGGUGCCCCAUCGUCCAGAGGUUGGACCUUCUGCAUCUCUGAGUGGCGUGGUGGCCUCGCUGAUCGCCCUGCUGGUGUGGAUGCACUGGAAGUAUCUGCACAAGCCACACAUUGCGCUAUUUAAAUUAUUGCUCUUGUGCAGCGUGUUGGUCGGAAUAGGAACACUGCCUUAUCAACUGAACUUCCUAGGAUUGCUGGCCGGAGUGAUUUGUGGCUGCCUUUUAACCAUGUCUUUAGUGCCAUUUACCACAUUCACGAAAUACGGCCGGAAGAAAAAGAUUAAUCUCAUUUGGACUUGCGUACUGUUUCACGUUGUUGUGUACGCUGCAAUGAUAGUGACAUUUUACGUUCACCCCAGUGAAUUUCACUCCAUUAGCUUUGUAGAUAUGUUUAGUAAUAGCAACGGAUACGAAAAUUUCACCAAUACCGAUCAUCAUGGCGUUGAUGUCGUUAGCAGUAAUACUCGAUACUCUCAGACGCAGAACUCCCAAUAUUAUUAUCAUCAUCACUCGGAUGACAUUAUAAGGAAGAGUGUUACGUUCACAGAAAAGGCUCUCGUUUCGCACAUUUUAUAUCCGGCUGCGCCGCGGAAAACGAGCGCCCAACAAUGGCAGGAAGUAGAGUUUAGUCGUUCGUUUAAUCACCUUUCAAACUAUAGUGAUCGAAUUAAAAAAAGUAUUGGAAAUAUAUCAAAGCUUAAGCAAGUGUUCACUUCACCCAUUAGAUUCUCAAACAAAAACAACCACUCUAAUCUUAUGACUGAAUUAACAUCGGUGCACUCCGAAAAUAAACAGAAAUAUUUAGGUUACAUCAAUAAUACUGAAUUUAACGUCCUUUAAUAUUUUACAUAUUAAUCGAAUCAAUUCAUGACAAAAAAAUUUGACAAGUUUGAGUGCACAAAUAGAUAACAAUUAUAUGAAUAACGCAUUAAAUGUCUAUUUAUGUAUGUAUAAUCCGAACUUUAAA